Molecule: messenger RNA, 2878 nt
Organism: Gracilinanus agilis (Agile Gracile Mouse Opossum)
Lineage: Eukaryota; Metazoa; Chordata; Mammalia; Didelphimorphia; Didelphidae
Gene: NETO2
Product: neuropilin and tolloid like 2
Exons: 9
Coding region: 45-1601 (518 amino acids)
Molecular function (GO): protein binding
Source: RefSeq, a predicted model, not a curated record
CCCCUCUUCAGCCUGGGACUUGGCGGUGGGGCCCGGCUGGGAAUAUGGCCCUGGAAAAGCUCUGCUCCAUCCUCAAAGUGUUGUUAAUAACAGUACUUGUAGUGGAAGGCAUUGCUGUGGCCCAGAAGACCCAAGAUGGACAGAAUAUUGGAAUUAAACAUAUUCCAGCUACUCAAUGUGGAAUUUGGGUUCGAACCAGCAAUGGGGGUCAUUUUGCUUCUCCAAAUUAUCCUGAAUCAUACCCACCAAACAAGGAAUGCAUCUACAUUUUGGAAGCUGCUCCACGUCAAAGAAUAGAACUGACCUUUGAUGAACAUUAUUAUAUAGAGCCUUCAUUUGAGUGUCGAUUUGAUCACUUGGAAAUUCGAGAUGGACCAUUUGGUUUCUCUCCACUCAUAGAUCGUUAUUGUGGUGUAAAAAGCCCUUCAUUAAUUAGAUCAACAGGGAGAUUUAUGUGGAUUAAGUUUAGUUCUGAUGAAGAACUAGAAGGACUGGGAUUUCGAGCAAAAUACUCUUUUAUUCCAGAUCCAGACUUUACUUAUCUAGGAGACUGCCAAUUUGAACUCUCUGGAGCUGAUGGAAUAGUACGCUCUAGUCAGGUAGAGCAGGAAGACAAAACAAAGCCUGGACAAGCAGUUGACUGCAUAUGGACAAUUAAAGCUACUCCAAAAGCCAAGAUUUAUCUAAGAUUCCUAGACUACCAAAUGGAACAUUCAAAUGAAUGCAAGAGAAACUUUGUGGCAGUGUAUGACGGAAGCAGUUCAAUUGAAAACCUGAAGGCCAAAUUUUGCAGCACGGUAGCCAAUGAUGUAAUGCUUCAAACGGGAAUUGGAGUGAUUCGAAUGUGGGCUGAUGAAGGUAGUCGGCUUAGCAGGUUCAGAAUGCUAUUUACAUCAUUUGUGGAUCCUCCCUGCACAGGCAGCACUUUCUUUUGCCAUAGUAAUAUGUGCAUCAAUAAUUCUCUGGUCUGCAACGGUGUUCAAAAUUGUGCAUACCCUUGGGAUGAAAAUCAUUGUAAAGAGAAGAAAAAAGCAGGUCUAUUUGAACAGAUCACCAAAACACAUGGAACAAUCAUUGGCAUUACAUCAGGGAUUGUCUUGGUCCUUCUCAUUAUUUCUAUUUUAGUUCAAGUCAAACAACCUCGAAAAAAGGUCAUGGCUUGCAAAACUGCUUUUAACAAAACUGGAUUCCAAGAAGUGUUUGAUCCUCCUCAUUAUGAACUGUUUUCCUUAAGAGACAAAGAGAUUUCUGCAGAUUUGGCUGACUUAUCGGAAGAACUGGAGAACUACCAGAAAAUGCGCCGCUCUUCCACUGCUUCCCGUUGCAUUCACGAUCAUCAUUGUGGCUCCCAAGCUUCCAAUGUAAAACAAAGCAGGACCAACCUCAGUUCCAUGGAACUUCCUUUCCGUAACGAUUUUGCACAACCUCAGCCAAUGAAGACAUUCAAUAGCACCUUCAAAAAAAGCAGUUACACUUUCAAACAGUCACAUGAGUGUUCUGAACAGGCCAUAGAAGACAGAGUGAUGGAGGAGAUUCCCUGUGAAAUUUAUGUGAGAGGACGAGAGGAUUCUGCACAAGGGUCGAUGUCCAUUGACUUCUAAUCGCCUAGAGGCAAAGUUGAUACACUCGUAUGUAUAUAUGCAGCAUACACAGCACACACACUGCACAUAGGUAUGUUUUUAAGCUUUUCUGCAAUCGACUCCCUCAAAUUAGAAACAUCGUCAUUUGUCAUUAAUUAUUAUAAUGUUGGAGGUUUUAUUCCCUUGUGCUCCCUCUCUGACAUCAGUCAAAUCAGUUGGUAAACUCAAGAAGUUCAUUGGAGGUGGGGGGAAAUGGUCAUCUGUUGCUUGGUGUCAUGUAAACAAUCAGUUAAAUGACUGACUUCACUUUUUAACUGGUUGUUCUGAUGUCUUGUAAACAUAAGCUUAAGCUAGCUGUUGAGUUUUACCAACAUAAUUAAAGGCAUGCACAGGAACAGUGACACUGACUUUUAAAAUCUAUAGAAACACCAAGUUUUGAUCAUCAAAUAAGUUUAAAAAUAAGGUUUCCAUCAUGUUUUCACAUUCCUUCUGUUUUUCUUUCCACUAAGUAUUUUUUGAGUCAAUGGUUUUAACAUUCCAGUUACAUAAAAGUAAUUAUUUCACUGCAUAUACUUUGAUAUGGGCAUUUGUUAUUGAAUUUGUCAAAUUAAAACUAGAGUUACUGUGGUUCAGUGCCAAUUAUGACCCAGAGUUAUGUUGCAUCCAUCUGUUUCUUCUGAACUAAUUUCUAUACGGUUGCCUUUUAAUUACUGGUUCCCUUAGCCUGUGUUUUCUGUGAGAAGUAGGUGAAUGGUUUGUUGCCUUUUAAGAGUAUUUUAUCUUAGUUACAUUAUUAUAAUAGAAUAUUUUAGAACCUUGAGAUAUAUGAGCCUUUGCAAAUUAUGUGUAGAAACUCUGAAAUUAAGCAGGUCUUUGAAAUUCUCAACACUGAAUCACAUCCAAUGUUUGGCCACCAAUGGACAGCUCAUUAAUUUUGGUGAAGGGAACAUUAUUUAAUUCACUAUUGUGGUAUUUAUAGCUUAUGAAUGUUUUUAAUUCUCCACGUCUGUGCUCUUCAUUUUUUUUAAAAAGGUAGCUUUGUUUCCAUACAUUGUGAUUUCUCUUGUAGUAUAUAAUAAACCCAAUGCUUCUCUCCUGAGACAGUCACAUUUUUUUCUAGAGUGGAUAAAGAAUUACAACCUUCAAUUUUCUUUUUAACUUUACUUUUGGCAUUUCAUUGUUUUUUUAUGGUAUAUAAAAUAAUUUGUAAACAUGAUUAAAAAACUUUCAUUGUGCUUUUUUUAGACUUUUGAUAUAAUUUGAUACUGUACAAACUUUAUUAAAUCAAGAUUAAAGAC